UGAGUCAACUGAAGAGAUGAUGAUGGACCGUCGGCUUUCUCCCGAAUAGCAAAGCGGCUUUACGACUUUUCACUUUUUCCUUAACGUUUUUUAUAUUUACACACACACAGUCAGUAAGACAGUUUGUGUGGCUUUAAAUCAAGCUAAGUGUUAAAACUCGAGCUGUAACGCACUCACAUUAAACACGGCUUUAAUGGUAAUGCAUGCACGGAAACAACCGAGACUCACUGAUGGGUGUAACGAGCGAAGGGAUUAUCAGUCUUACCAGACCCUCAAAUACCAAUCCAAAAGUCAUUCUGCAAACGAGCACCGUCAUGACAAGCUCCAUAACUCAUCAGACCAAACUCCACCAAGCAAGAUGUUGCGGCGGUCCGACAGUCCGGACAGCAAGCGAGGUGACGGAGAAGGGAGAACACCUCACGCACACCGACCCAAAGAGAGCAGCACCAGCUCUUCUCCACAUGAGAACUCUGUCAGCCAUCACAGCACCAACUCGCACUCACUUCCACCCAAAUGUGCAGAAAUGCGUGAUCCGGCUGAUGACUGGUCCGAACACAUCAGUUCAUCGGGAAAGAAGUACUACUACAACUGCAGAACGGAGGUGUCGCAGUGGGAGAAGCCUAAGGAAUGGCUGGAGAGGGAGCAGCGACAGAAGGAAGCCUCUAAGGCCGUUGUGGUCAACAGUUUUCCCAAAGACAGAGAUUACAGACAGGAGGCCAUGCAGGCGGCCGCUGCCAAUGCCGUCUCUGCCAUGAAGCCCGCGCCGUCUGAGAAGGCGUCGUCUCAUUGCAGUUUCUCCCAGGCGUCCUGCAGUGCCUCUGGCGGCCCGAACGUCUCGAGCGCCCCCAGUUCGUCCACGUCGUCCUCGUCGCACUCCUCGGCUCUCCUGCAGGACCCGGCUCUCCUCAGGCAGCUGCUCCCAGCGCUCCAGGCCACGCUUCACAUCAACAACUCCAGCGUGGACAUGGCCAAGAUCAACGAGGUCCUCACAGCUGCUGUCACCCAAGCUUCCUUACAGUCUAUGCUUCAUAAACUUCUCACUGCUGGACCGUCUGCUUUCAACAUCACUGCUCUGCUUUCCCAAGCUGCUCAGUUGUCCACACAAGCUCAGCAGCCGAGCCAGUCUCCGAUAUCCGUAACUCCAGAUGCCUCGUCUCCCAAGUCCUGCCUCGUGUCUCCCCGAGUGAGUACGCCUCAGACAAACAGCAUGGCCUCGAAACCCCUCCCGAACGCCAGCUCUCUGCCGGCACAAAUCAAGGUUAGUGAGUCGGUGGUGAAAUCGGCACUCCAGCACUCCUCGGACAGAGCGUCGGACGUCGAGGAUCCGCGGCUUCAAAGGCAAAACAGCCAAGGUCCUCUGAAUUCAGGGCCGAAUGGGUGCCUGGUGAAUAACAGCGCGCCUGCGUGUCCUCCAACCACCUUCAGCCCGUCUCUAGCACUGCACUUCAACGAGAAUCUCAUUCGACACGUUCAGAGCUGGCCUUCAGAUCAUGUAGAGAAGCAGGCGGCGAGGUUACGCGAGGACGUCCACAACAUGGGCAGCAUGAACAUGUCUGAGAUCUGUGUGGAGCUGAAAAAGCUGCGCUCUCUGGUGCGAGUGUGUGAGAUCCAGGCUACUCUGAGAGAGCAAAGGAUCCUCUUCUUGAGACAAGAGAUCAAGGAGCUCGAGAAACUGAAGAACCAGAACUCGUUCAUGGUUUGAGAAGCGGUGACAUCAGUUUAAGCAGAAGGGACUCAGCAGCUGGCUGCCUUUUCUGAACCGUGGACCUACAGACUGAACUGGACUGAACAGGACUGGACUGGGCUUUCUCUCCACAGCUGGAGAACCAAAAAAAAAAACAAAACAAGAAAAGAAAAUCAGCUCACCAAGGGACACGCUGUCUGCUACACAAAGCCCCGAGGUUUAUUCAUAGAUUCAUCGUUGUACAUACAUUUCUUCUCUGUAUUGAGUCAAUAAACAGCAACGCAAACACAAUAAGGUGACGUGGGGAGUGUUCCGGAUAAAAAGCAGCCUAUUGAUUCGUUCCGUAACUUUUUUUUUUUCACUCCCAGUCUCACAGGAUAGUCGUUUAGGAUUUUUACAGUCCGGUUUGAGUGUGUGUGAAUCCGUCGUGGAUGCAGACCUGACAGAUCUGUCCUAAAUAAACAAAGCUGUUUAUCCAGAGAGAAUCGGGUCUGAUUACUGCUCAUGUUUAAUGUGCUUCAAUACGGCCUUGACAGACUUUUUUUUUUUAAACUUGUGUAAUAGGUCAUCUGAGGUCAAAACUUUUUUCCAUUUUCCAUGUGCUUCUAGAGUCUAGCCUCUCUACACCCUGAGUUUUGACCCCGAUUUCCACAAGGUGAUCGAUUUCCUCACUUCCAGGCGUUCAUUCUGAUUUACGACAGCAUUUGCACUAACUAAUUUGAUAUGAACCCACUUUGUGUAUCAAUCUUUAACCCAACUUAUCCGCUGUAAGUACUUAACGAGGCUCAACCCAUUAAACCUCAUUUUGCCUCUG
This is a messenger RNA of Neoarius graeffei (lesser salmon catfish), 2498 nucleotides long. It is a transcript of the gene wacb, whose product is annotated as WW domain containing adaptor with coiled-coil b. NCBI's taxonomy places the organism in Eukaryota, Metazoa, Chordata, Actinopteri, Siluriformes, Ariidae. Gene Ontology annotation, cellular component: nucleus. Gene Ontology annotation, molecular function: RNA polymerase II complex binding; chromatin binding. The record is from RefSeq and is a predicted model, not a curated record. The transcript is spliced from 13 exons. Gene Ontology annotation, biological process: regulation of autophagy; positive regulation of TORC1 signaling. The coding region runs from base 194 to 1702 and encodes 502 amino acids.